Messenger RNA from Thamnophis sirtalis, 1662 nucleotides. The record is from RefSeq and is a predicted model, not a curated record. Lineage: Eukaryota; Metazoa; Chordata; Lepidosauria; Squamata; Natricidae.
AUGCUUAGUUCCACCUUGUUGACAUGCCAGGAAGAUAACUACAGUUGUCUGAGGAGCAGUUCAGGAACACCACCAACUACAAACAAAAAGGAUGAGUUGAAGGACCAGGGCUACCUGAGGACAAUUGACCGAGAAGAACGUUGUUCUGGAACCUUCUGUGGCUCUGAGUUGUAUCUCAAGAACCUUCUGCCGGACGUCUUCUCCCCCAAGAGUUUGGAGAGCUCCCUCAAGACGUCAUCUGAAGAGCCUUCUCUGAGCAGAAGGUUGUCCAUGGAUGAUACUCACGAAGAGAUGCCACCAACUCUUGAUCCUUCUGGAGUUCCAGAGGUCCUGUUAGGUCACUCCUUGGAGAAGAAUGCUGGAGAUUUUGCCGCUCCUGAAGUUGGAGAUAAGCAUGGAGAAGCUGGUGGAGACCCCAUCACCACCUCCAGUGUUGAUGAGGCCAGCCUGUCGACAGCCCUUCAGAAGGUCGGUCUCUUUGAGGAAACCAUCUGGAGGAGUCCCAGAAAAGGUUUCCAGCCCACCAACACCCGUGUCUGGCCACGGUACCUCCAGAAAGAUGGGGGUCCCCUCCGAGGAUAUUUUGUCCCGCUGGAAAUUAAGAAAUUGGGUGAUGCUUUCAAAAGAUGGCGUUCCCACUGGGAGAAAAGGCAGCAGAUUCAUCUGCUGGCGCUUCGAAUCCAGACCAGGCUGAUCAGGCGGUGCUUCGAAGCCUGGCAGAGUUUGGCCCAACGGAAACGGCACAGCCAGGCGGCCAUGGAGCACCUGUGGGCCCAAUCCUUGAGGGCCUCUUUCCGGCAGUGGGGCCUAAUGGCGCAAGCCAGGAGAAACGCCAAGAUGGCAGUGAUUGAGCUGCUGGGGGCCAAGCAUCCAACCUCCUGCGGGCCCUGGAGGGACCCCAGCAGAAGAAAUUGGCCCCCAAAGUACAUCGAAAAUACUCUGGACUCUCUUCUCUGCCUGAGGACGUUGCAGAACGCAUUUCUAACUUGGGAGGCAAGAUGCCAGGAAGCGCAGCGGGCUGGGGCUUUCCAUCGCGGUUUGACCCUGCGACAGCUGCGGGAGGUUCUCGGACAAUGGCGCCAGAGAACCCGUGGUCUGAAUCCUCUCAGGCUCACUGAGGGCUGUCUCCUUGCGUUGCCGGAUUGGCAAGAACCUUCCUCCUCCCCUGCCUUGCCCUGCGCCAGUCAGGCAGUCCAACCGGUAGAGCCCAGCCUCAUCAGCCUGACUUCAUUGGGGACUGUUGAAGAAUCCAGCAGCCUUCCUGCUCCCACCUCUCGCUGUCCGAACUGCAGUUUUGACCGCGAAAAUCCGACCUGUGUCACUAACCGGGCGUCUCCUCUUCCGCUUAAUUGGCAGGCAGCGAGCAAAUAUGGACGGCUGUGGAAACGCAGCGUCCAGCUGCAUCGCUUCCAGGGCGUGCGGGACGCACGCCAGCUGGCCAAGGCCUGGCUGCUUUGGAAAGACGCCUGCAGGACCGAGCUGGCGAUCCAAACGCUGAGAUGGUGGAGAGGAGCUCGGUGGGUCUGGGAGAUGUGGAGACGCCGCUGGUUGCAACUCCGAGUGGCCCAGCGUUUCCACGAAGCUGAAGAGGCACAGUUGCUCAAAACAGCUUUCGGGAAGUGGCGUCGGCUGGCGGUAGUCUCUCGUGGCCAGACCAAAUAA